AUGUCAACCAUACCAAUAUCAUCAACUAGAGUUAAUUCAGAAAAAAGAGUAUUAGAAAACCUGUCCAAGAUGACGGAAACAAAAAAUGAUGUUCACGAGACGAACAAAGAGAGAUUUGAGCGUGCUGCAAAGAUUAUUAUUGAAAGACGUCAUUGUACACAUAAACAGCAUAUUGCUGCAUCAAAAUGGCAUAAGAUGAUUGGUCUAUUGAUAAAAGAAAAAGAGGCCGACUUUGAUGUCUAUGAUGAUCUUGGACGAUCUCCCUUGCUAGAAGCAAUAGAAGGCAAACAUGACAGAAUAAUUGAUUUCCUCACCAAGAACGGAGCCAGAUUAAGAAAAGAAGAUAGUGGGCACUUUUUAUGUUUGGCGGUGGCGACUGAUGAUGUUGGUUAUGUUGGACAACUCUUAGAGUGUGGGAUGGUAGCCGAUUCUCAAAACAAAGACAACCAAACUCCACUUCACAUUGCUGCAAGAUGA
Molecule: messenger RNA, 477 nt
Organism: Lactuca virosa
Lineage: Eukaryota; Viridiplantae; Streptophyta; Magnoliopsida; Asterales; Asteraceae
Source: the annotation of a GenBank genome assembly